Molecule: messenger RNA, 8539 nt
Organism: Anopheles coluzzii
Lineage: Eukaryota; Metazoa; Arthropoda; Insecta; Diptera; Culicidae
Gene: nwk
Product: protein nervous wreck
Exons: 9
Coding region: 2063-5254 (1063 amino acids)
Biological process (GO): regulation of actin filament polymerization; neuromuscular synaptic transmission
Cellular component (GO): recycling endosome; neuromuscular junction
Molecular function (GO): protein binding
Source: RefSeq, a predicted model, not a curated record
AGAUUGGAGAUGUUCUGAAUUUGAUUUUGAAAUCCACAAGCUUUACGAAAGCUCUUGAGUUGUAGUAAACACCGCAAUUAGAGUGCACUGACAGGUAAACGAAGCUUUUCAACCCUUCGAUGCACAUAUCUUCGUCUGUCAUUCUUUGCGUGUGAUAACGCGCUCUGCCAAUUACUACCAGAGAGCGCCGAGAGAGAGCAUGCAUUUGAAUCUCUCCAACGGUGGCACUGAAGAUAUCUGGAGAUAUUGGAGCUAGCAGGUGAGGGAAAACGGUUCCACGACGCUCUGCCGUCAUGCGCGGUACGCAAGAGGAAAGAUCGAGCGAGAUAGAGAGAGAGCGAGAGUAUCGGGAAGCUUGCGUGCGUUGCGUGCGUACGAGCGAGAGCGUGUGUACACUGAAAGGACGACAGGACAGCAGUGACAGUAGUGACGCAAUCGUUCCUACCGUGCAUUCCGUUUGCUGUGGACGUUGGAGGGCGUACGGGCGGCAGGAAAGCGCGCAAAGUGGGAAAAUUAGUGGGCCCCGAUGUCUGAUUCGAUUGUCAGACGGAGGAAAAUUCGCACCGUUCAUUCACAACGAGCAGAGCGUUUUCAUCCCAGCGCGCGCGCGUUUGUGUGUGUGUUUGUGCAAGGUGUGUGUGUGUAAGUGUGCGUUUUACGGUGGAGCACACAUGUGAGUGUGUGUGUUAGUGUUUGUGCGAGUUAGAAGAAUCAAUACACUGUACUCUCCGUGUCGUGUCGUGGCUUGCUAGGAUUUGAAAGUAAACUGGAGCUGGUGGAGCUGGUGAGAAGUUAAAAAAAGAAGGGGUCAGUGAAAUUUUCACACCGCCCGACGGCAGGCGCUAUUUGGGUGCGUUUCGGUGAGGUUGAAGCUGUCCGCGCUCGCGUUCACGAAAUGCAGGACGUGCAGUGCGUGUAGGUCCCGGUCCUGCUCGUGAGAGGAUUGUGGAGCGUGAGUGUUAUUACAUAAAAUAAUCGAGUCACACGGGUGUCGGGUGCGUGAAAGGUAGAAUUGUUCUGCUUUUUUUCCCAACUGGCGAAACCCUACGUGAGUUUUUGCUACGGAAAAAAAUGCGGAAUGAAAAUGUCGCUUGUCUGUGAUGGUGAAAGUAGCGUGAACAUAGCGAUACAGAUAACCGACGGGAAACUCCCAAGAAGCCCACGGAGUUUUCCCUUAACGUGUAUUUCGUGUGGGUGUGUGUGCGUGUGCGUGGGAGGGUGGUCAUAUCCUGUUUCAGGAAAUGAAUAUCGCAAAAACGUUCUAAGAUAAUACAACUCACAAUCUCCUCCCACAUUUGGAAUGUACGUUGGAUAUCGUGUACAAGGAAAUGCGAUGUGACAGCUCUAUGUUCUGGAUUAUUGAUUGGAAAACUGACACGGGACCUAGAACGAACCCCGCAGUGCGUGAAGCUGGUGCUGGUGGAGGGAUUUUGGUGUAAGGCGAUUCGACUUCACAGCACACAAGCGUUCGGUUCGUUCGUUCACUUUCCAUUUGCCACACACCGAUGCGUGGUUUCCUGCGGUGGCCUGCUUAGAUUUUUGUUGCAGUGAACCCGUGAUCGUCGCUAGGUUUGAAUGUCAAAAGUACAUGCCCCAGACAUCCACAAUGUGUCCCCAUUUCCCACUCCCCAAACUCCCCAUUUCAGCAUAGAGCAGUAAUAGAAACUUCCAAUUAAAAGAAAAUGUGAAGUGAUUUUAGCAUUUUUCUCAUUCAUUUCCCUGUCCGUCUAGGAGUGUGUGUGCGUGUGUGUUUGCUUCUUGGGUGGGUGAGCUGUGUAAGCAUUGGCUGAAUUUCCCACUGUGCUAAAGCAACGGCGCCUCCGGUUCUGGCACCGCCGUGUCCUAUGAGUGUGCGAAGAAGCGUUAAAUCGCAAAGGCUGCACUGGUGACCCGUGUCACCCAUCUUCCCGGGCGGGAGCGUGUCUAGAGGUGGUUGUGUGUGUGUGAAGUGUGAAGAAAUUGUAGCAAAAAUAGUGGCAAAAAGCAGUUGCAAGCAAACCUUUUCAAAGAGAGCAAGCGGGUUUCGUACGAGUGCGGUUUUGGGAAGGAAAACAUCGCCAAAAUGCAGCCUCCACCACGAAAAGGCAAUUACACAAAGUUUCUGAAGAACCUGCACACGGAGCAGCUGGCCAAGCUAGCGCUCAAGAAUCAGAAUGAGUGCGAGCUGCUGGAAGACAUCCGGCAGUUUACGCUCAAGCGGUCCGCCAUCGAGAAGUCAUACAGCGAGGCCCUGCUCAAGAUAUCGUCCGCGUACCUGAACAAAAAGCAGGCAUGCAUACCGGAGAUCAAGAUGGACGGUGCGGAUGAGAAAUGGAACAUGUGGAGCGUGUGGCAAACGGUGCUGGAGGAGAACGAAAAGUUGGCCCGCGCUCGGCUUGCCGCCGUCGAGGUGUUCCAGCAGCAGAUCGCGGACGAGGCGAAGGUGCUCCGCAGCACCAAGCUGAACAGCAGCAAGCGCUGCAUCGAGAACCUUGCCGUGGUGCAGAAAGAGCUGCAAAACUCGGUGACCGACGUGGACAAGACGAAGAAGAUCUACUUCGACGAGGAGCACAGCGCACACGAUGUGCGCGACAAGGCGCGCGACAUCGAGGAGAAGCUGAAGAAGAAGAAGGGCUCCUUCUUCCAGUCGAUCACGUCGCUGCAGAAGAACAGUGCGCGCGUGACGUCGCGCAAGGAGCAGCUGGAGGAGAAGUCGACGGGCGCCCGCAACGACUACAUCCUCAGCCUGGCGGCGGCCAACGCGCACCAGAACCGGUACUUCACCAUCGACCUGCAGACGACGAUGGCGACGAUGGAGAACUACGUGUACGAGCGGGUGGCCGACUAUCUGGCACUGAUCGGCCGCACCGAGCUGCUGACCUGCUCGGCCACGCAGAACUCGUUCGGCAAGAUACGCGACCAGGCGCAGCAGCUGACGCGCGAGUACAACCUGCAGUGCUGCUACCUGUACUAUCCGGUGCUGAAGCAGCACAUCCAGUACGAGUUCGAGCCGUGCGAUAACGAUCAGGUGCGCAAGAUUACGGCGGACCAUGAGUCGGCCGCCGACACGCUUAGCCGCGAGGGCAAGCGCUGGGCGGGUCGGGUGGCGCGCGAAAGCAACGUCAUCCGGGAGUGUGCGCGCAAGCUGGCGGUGUGUACGGCGCUCCGCGAGGCGGGCCACCGGACCGAUCCGAACGACCAGAAUGGGCCGGACCUGGAGACGAAGAUUGAGGAGUUCCGCGAAAACAUACGCAAGUCGGAAAUUGCCAAGGCGAAGGCGGAAGCGCGGCUGGAGUGCCUGCGGAUCGGCGGCAUCAACGUGGACGAAUGGAUACAGGAGGCGGAAACGCUCAGCGUGCAGGAGAUGCCGCGCUCGGCCAGCUCACUGUCGAUGCGCACGGACGCGUCCGGUCAGGGGGAAAAUCCCAGCUCGGACUCAUUCUACGACAGCGACAAUGCGGAGCAGGAUCAGCCCGUCUCGGAGUCAUCGCCCGCACCGAAGCAACCGGAGCCCGCAUCGGACGAGUUUACGGCUGACAGCGAUGAUGAUGAGGAGUUUGGCGUAGAGCAGGAGCGGCAAAAGAUUGAACAGAUUUCCCACGGCUGGGACGAUCCGAUCCAGGUCGACUGGGGCGCGGAAGAGGCGGCAACGGCCGCAGCCAGCAGUCAGGUUGCGUCCCAGGAAUCUUCGACAACCGCUGCACAGCCACGCGAACCGGCGGGCCAAACGUUCAAGUGCACUGCGCUGUACUCGUACACUGCCCAAAACCCGGACGAGCUAACCAUAGUCGAGAGCGAACAGCUCGAGGUGGUCGGCGAGGGCGAUGGGGAUGGGUGGCUGCGGGCACGCAACUACCGCGGCGAGGAAGGUUUCGUGCCGCACAACUAUCUCGACGUGGAGCGUGACACACCGGUCGAUACGCACACACCUGCCCAGCUGUCGAGCCAGAUUUCGUUCUCGUCCGUGGACUACACGGUGGACAACGAGGACCAGGAUCCGAUGCAGGACUCGGGCCAAUCGCCGGACCAGAUCUCGGUCAUAUCGGCCCCGCGCAAGGUCAACAAUCAGCUGUACUGUGUGGCGUUGUACGAUUACGAUGCGACCGCUGAGGAUGAGCUGACCUUCGAAGAGGGACAGAUUAUCAAACUCAUCACCAAGAGUCCUCACGGUGUGGACGAUGGUUGGUGGGAAGGCGAAUUGAUGGGCAAGAUCGGUAACUUCCCUUCGCUGGUGGUGGAAGAGUGCGACGAGAAUGGUGAACCGCUGACCGAUGCUGAGGACGAAUCUCCGCCACCGUCGGCACCGCCAACGUUCGCUGCCCCGGCACCACCUCCGCCGAUGAUUCUGCAUGAAGCAACACCUCCCGAAGGUCAAAGUCCAAAUUUGACCAACGAGGGACCAGCAAUCGACAAGUUUGAGUUUGAGAUGAACAACGUUCAACACGAGCAGUAUGGAACUCAGUUCUCGGCCCCGCCACCAUCACAGCCUCCACCGGUUGUUAUCUGUGAGGAUCCGGAGGCCGAGGAGGCCGCUAUCAUGGAGGAGGAAUCUCGACAAGGGGCUACCGCAUCAGUCGCGGCCGCAGCGGCACCAGCAGCAGCACCAGCAGCUACUGCUAGUGCCGGCGACAGCAACCAGCUCAACUUUGCGCAGAUCAUCGUCACGGCCGCUACCCCGAUGCACGACGAGCCGGACAAGAAGUUCCUGCCGACGGAAGAGGCACCGACGGCGGACGACGCCGAGUCGCAGAUUGUGGAAAAGCAGGAGCAGGAGAAGCAGGAGAUAAGCGGUAAGCAGAAAUCUCACGAGCCCGAGGCGCCCGAAAAGCCACCGACGCCACCGACGGCACAGGAACCGGCGGCCAAACCGAAAUCCGCCCCGCCCAAGCCGGCCAAACCGCCGUCACCGCCCAAGCCGGAAAAACCGGCCACCGCUCCGAAACCCACCAAUGUGGCCGGCAAGAGCCCCUCGGCCAAGAAGCCGGAACGGGUACGGCCGUCCGCGGUACCGGAGCCAGAGCCAGAGCAGGAGGCGGCGGCGGCCCCGAUCGAGGAUCCGGUCGCACCGUUCGGGGAUCCGGGUGCACCGUUCGAGACGAACUUUGAGGCAAACUUUGAGGCCGGGUUUGCGGCCAACUUUGAUGACGCGUUCGGGCAGUCGAGCAGUCCGCCCGAGGUGCCGAAGCAGGUGGUCGGGGGCCGGGCAAGCAUACCGGAGGAGCUGGAGCCGCAUCAGCUCGCAAGGCUGCAGAAUCUGAAGGAAUCGAACGCAUAAGGCGCCGGUGAGAGGACGCGUAGAGUGGACGGUAUCAGUGCGCGGGCAGGUAUUGUGAGCAGGAGAGGGGACGAGCAGAAGAUGGGAGGACACACACACACAAUUACACGAAGUGGUUAAUCGUUUACCGAUGCCGAUGCACUGUACAACGGCACCGUUCAAAACCGUUCUGUGGACGUCAGUGGAGAGCCGCGGCCAUGCAAAUCAAAACUACAAUCUGCUGCAACAAUCAUAAUACGUAGGGUAUUUUGUGCAAAACUCAAUGGUGAAUGGCAAACGGGGGCCAUGUUCAAUUGUGAGAGAUUCAUUUUUAAUCGUUGUAUGUGUGAGUGUGUUUGUGUGAAUUGGAACGGUCGUCCAAAUGGGGGUUUUCGUUGUUGCUGUAAGUCAUUGUCAUUGUCAUUAUCGUUGUCGUGUCAGGUAUACAGAUGUUAGGAGAACGUCGUCCAACGGGAUAUUUAGUGUACUAAUCAAGAUCAAAGCUGCUAAUGCAUUUAGAUCCCAAACAAAUAGCAUCACCAUUACCACUACUACUACCACUACUUUGCCGUCUGAUAAGCGUCAGACGGCUGGUUAGGCUUCCUUUGCGUCGUGGACGAUGAGGGUUUGCCUUUGUGAUAAUAAUGCAUUUUAAGUGGUGCCGUCUCGCCGGCUUUCAGCGGACGACCAAAUUCGACCAAUCUACUAAGAAAACUAUGAUAGACCGUAUCUUUCCCCACUCUCUUCUACCAAUAUGGUAUGGUUAAAACGCGUCACGAAAGCUCAUUGCCGUAACGAUGAAGCUUUGUGUCGUAAAAAGAUUGAAAUAAUUCGCACAUUUUUUCCCAGCUGAUCUACCCGUCUGGAACGGACAUUUUCCCCACAUAGUUUAACAUAUCACAGUGGAAGCCAUUCGUUGCGUUGUUUCAUUUGAAAGUAACGACCAAAAUCCUGCCCAUACUCUCACUAAUCUCUCUCUGUACUGCACCUUACCCCCGUCCCGAUUGUGUAGAUUCGAUUCCACCACGAAUCUCCCGACAGCUGCACUCUUCCAUUCUGCCCCAGGCUCUUGCAAUGUGUAUAGUAGAUUCCUUCCUUGUGCGUUUUCAAGCAGAGAUAAAGUAAACCCUAUUGCCUACUAUAUCGCGUUAUCCUAUUACGAAAUAAAUUAGGUUUGAAGUAAAACAACGCUCGAUGUCGUCGUGGGGUGGUGAUACAGGAAGAGUCACCGGAAGUCAUCCACACACACACGCCCCGACUUACGACUGUAAGAUUUUAGACUACUUAAAGCCUCUUGGUUCGCGAAAAAAAAGGGCAAAACUAUACUCAUUAGUCAAAUUCCACACGAAACUCACCGGAACAGCAUCACAGUGUUGCCGUUAUGUAUUAGCGCGCGCGUGUGUGUGUGUCUGAUGGAAACACAAUCCUCUAAGCAUUAUAUUGCCGAACGUACAAUAAUUACUCGAUCUACAAUUCACGGGUAGGGAGAGAUGGUCGCAAGCAGAGCGGCCAUUACCACCACCAUUACCUUUCAUAUACAUACAUAUAUAACUGUAUCUAUUGUUUGCGUUGCGCUUAGAUAACCGAAUGUUGUUCAUGCUUCGAUGUUUCGUUCGGCAAACGAACACACCAACCGUUUUGUCUUGGUUCUAGGAGCGCAUUUAACGUUGGAAAAAGAACACUAGAAAGCAAGCGUAAGCCGCAGAUGAGUUUCAUUGCACCAGCAAUCAGCUGUGUAACUAAAGCGACAAAGUUUAAGAAAAAAACAGAGUAUUAUUUACUACUACUAGGCUAUCCUAUUGCAAUACCAAAAAAAAAACAUAUUCCAAUGCAUUGUUCUAGUGCACACUAGUGACACAGUAUCUAAGUACUGGUAGGUUCUUUACUGAGAUACAUAAAAACAAAAAAAACAUACACAAUCGUAUCAUAAUGCUGACAUUGGGAGCAUUUGGUCAAGGGUCCCCCAUAUACCAUUUAGAGGCAAUUUAGAGUGACUCGCAUGCUCUGCAACACAACAUGCCUGCGCUGUAGAAAUGUUAAAGAAAAGGCCUUUCCAAUAAGAUUCUAAUAAUACGCACUACAAUCUAAAGCAAACGUUAUGAUUUACCUUGAUACGCGUUGAAUGUAGAAAAAUCCUGUUCUAACACCACCCAACACUAAUCAGCCUUCAUACUCUGGUAGCGGUCGAAUUGACUCUCUCAUAGCUUCAAAACCCAUCGACUUUCUGUGUGGAAAAGUGAGAAACCCUGGCGAGAGAGACAUCCCUUGACGCGCACAAAAUCACGCUUGCGCCCGGUACUGUAAGAUACUAGUAGAAGCAACCGUUAAAGGAACAAAUCACGAAAAAACACUCUCCCAGCAGAAACUGUUAGCAUGUUAGGUCAAAGUUAAUCAAGCGCUUGGCAAAGGCUGACGUUACAUUGGAUAUCCUUAUAGCAAAGCCGUCAUCAUAUCGUGAGGUUAUUCGCUUGGUUUGCCUUCAAGAAGUUGCAGCAGUGAGCAGCAGUCAGUAAGGGUUACACUAGGUUAAGCCUGGUUUGAUGUUUAGUUCGCGUGCAUAGACUAAGAACAUACCGAUUAUGGCAGCUCCAAAGAUUGUCCCAUAGCAAACGAAGUGCCAUUGUGGUAGUGUUGGUCAGCAGCAGCGUACUUGCGAAGGGAAUGCACAGAAGUAAAUGCUAUGAAAUGCUUGAAUAAUAAUGCCACGAAGGGCGUGAGGUACGCGUCAAUAGCACCACUAUUCGAACGAUUCCUGUAUAAAAUUGGAAGCAUCUCUCCCUCUCUUGACAGCCUCUCUAGAUAACGCUCUUACUACUACCCGCUAUUGAAUUGAAACCAGAACCGAAAGGAACGCAUUAAACGAAACAAUUAUACAUAUAUAUAGCCCCUCGUACAUAAAAGAAACAUAUACAUACUAUCUACCACAACCCCCGUCGUAUUCACCAUUUACACACGUGACCUGUCGGAACGAAACAAACGUAAACAUUUCGAAUGCGAUCAACAGACAAGCAAGAAUCACAUCUACACGAAACCACGGUACAGAAAUACUGUUAUCUGUUUUUUUUUUGCUCCACAUUUCUUCGAGGUCCUUCCAGACUCGAAGUGAGUUAUCGAAAAUAGAGCAAAUUCUACGAGCCUUCACAGGUCCGACCGUAGCACAAGCGGGGGACCGACGGGCAGGCAAAAGAACGAUACAACAUAAUAAGAGAUGAGAAGAAGAAGAAGAAGAAGAAUAAACGAACGCCGCAUAACCAGCACGUGUCAUUUAAGCCCACAACACACCACACACCCCCCCCCCCCCCCAUU